AAAGGAAGCGCGACGGGCGACGGAGCGGAAGAAGAGGCCAGGCAGCGAGAAGAAGUGAACAAAGAGGGAGGUGAAAGUCCAAUAUUGUCCUCGGCAGCCAAUCACCUCGCCUCUCGAGUACAGCCAUGGCAAGUCUACUGAGAACGUCGCUGGCUCAGAGCCGCAGUCUGCAAGCUACGGCAAGCAGCAGCAGGACAACGCUGGACUGGACCGCAACUCGGCACUACGCCUCCUCGACCUCGUCCUCUUCCAAGGGUCCUGGCCAAUCCUCUGCCAGGCCUACACCUCCGCCCCCAGCUCCUCGUCCUACACCUCCCCCGGCACAGCAGCGUCCGCCGCAAGCAUCUGGCGCCCCUCCUCCGCCGCAGAAGAAGCCUCUGUCUCAGUCGUCAGUAGCUUCAGAGCAGGACAAGCUUCCUCUCCCAUGGCUCUCUCGCCCCUUGGGCGUCCCCAUCAAACCCCUCUCGGCUGCCAGUGCUGCCGCCUUGCCCAAACGCAGCAGCAAAGAGCGAGCGCAGGACUAUCUCUCGGGCGGCAGACAGAAGGAGCGUGAGAACAUCGUCAAGUCGGCCACAAAGGGUUACUUCCACGACUUUCACUCCCUCAAGGCUCAUGGCGGAAAGACUUGGAGGGCUCCAGCUACGAUGAUUCGAGAGGAUAGGGCGCUGUGGUUUCCACAGGUCAGCGGGACUUGCCUUGCUGAUCGUACAACGAAGGAUACUGUGGAAAUGACUGCGGGAAAGGUCAGCGUGAUUGCUCUCCUAAACAGCAGGAUCUCAGAGGAACACACCAAAUCCUUCUUCUCCCCCACCCUCGACCUCUACUCCUCCCAUCCCAACUUCCAACUCCUGCAAGUGAAUCUGCAGCCCAACCUGCUCAAGCACUACCUCAUCUCCCUCUUCCUCUCCUCGUUGCGCUCCCAAAUACCCGAACCACUACAAAAGGGCUACCUGCUGACCAAGUUGGACCUGGACAAUCCGAGUGCAGGACAUGGCAGGGUGCAUAGAGAGGAUAUGGGAAUGGCGAAUAAGCACGUUGGGUAUACGUACCUGGUGGAUCAGAAUGGCAAGAUCCGCUGGGCGGGGGGAGGAUUUGCAGAGAAGGGUGAGAGAGAGGCGUUGCUCGCCUGCACAGGAGUACUGCUGGGUAGAGGUUCGGGGGCAUAAGUGAAGGCUCGAGACAGUCGCCCAGCUUUUGCGAACAGAGAGCGUGUGGUCACAUCAUGAUGCCGUUGGGGAUCUUCUGAGUUCAACAGGAAUAAGGGAUAUGUAACAUUAGAGCAUACGGUGCAGGAAUGCAGUCAAAGGGUAUCACAAUCAGCACCUCGGGGUAUCGGUAUCAGUGUGGCUGCUAGUCCUCCUCCUCCAGCAAGC
This is a messenger RNA of Microstroma glucosiphilum, 1373 nucleotides long. RefSeq lists its product as hypothetical. The transcript is spliced from 2 exons. Gene Ontology annotation, cellular component: mitochondrial inner membrane. Gene Ontology annotation, biological process: mitochondrial proton-transporting ATP synthase complex assembly. The coding region runs from base 126 to 1166 and encodes 346 amino acids. Lineage: Eukaryota; Fungi; Basidiomycota; Exobasidiomycetes; Microstromatales; Microstromataceae. The record is from RefSeq and is a predicted model, not a curated record.